UCAUCUGUAUAUUAGCGCGGGAAAGAAAGAGCAGAACGCAAUUGCACCGUAGACUGUUUCUAUAAAUCAAAAUAAUAAAACUUCGAUAUGGUUGAGCGCAUCGAAGAUUUAAAUUUACCCAACGCUGUGAUUGCGCGACUAAUUAAAGAAGCCAUACCAGAUGGUUCCAACGUAAGCAAAGAAGCUCGUGCGGCAAUCGCCAAAGCAGCUUCCGUCUUUGCAAUAUUUGUGACUUCGUCGUCCACGGCAUUGGCACAUAAACAAAACCACAGGACGAUUACUGCGAAGGAUAUACUACAAACGCUGAAUGAACUCGAUUUUGAAAGCUUUGUGCCAUCCCUUACCCAAGACCUAGAGGUGUAUCGAAAAAUGGUGAAGGACAAAAAAGAAAGCAAGGCCAACAAAAAGGACACUAGCACUGGAGAUGCGGCAGCAAGCAGCAGUUCAGCGGCAGCUGCAACGGAAAACGGAGAAGCUGAAUGAUGAAUAAUCCAUUUUGUGUAUUAAAAUUUAGUACUGUUUUUUAUAAAUAAAAACUUAAGAAAAUUA
Messenger RNA from Drosophila albomicans, 549 nucleotides. RefSeq names its product DNA polymerase epsilon subunit 3 (gene Chrac-14). Lineage: Eukaryota; Metazoa; Arthropoda; Insecta; Diptera; Drosophilidae. Gene Ontology annotation, cellular component: CHRAC; epsilon DNA polymerase complex. The coding region runs from base 88 to 483 and encodes 131 amino acids. The record is from RefSeq and is a predicted model, not a curated record. Gene Ontology annotation, molecular function: protein heterodimerization activity; chromatin DNA binding. Gene Ontology annotation, biological process: DNA damage response; leading strand elongation; heterochromatin formation. The transcript has a single exon.